UUCUAUUUCUGAGAAUUAAAAACAAAUAGCAUGGGGUAAGCGAGACUAACGCGAGCUCUGGUCAGCCAUCUUUGUGUUGGUUGGAAUUUGUAGUUUCUUUUACAGGCUUGUAGGCCCGAGUAAGCCGGAGCCAAAAUGGGAAAGUACUCAACUGAUCCCGAAAACCCUAUUAAAUCAUGCAAAGCUCGUGGUUCUUACCUUCGUGUACAUUUCAAGAAUACACGUGAAACAGCUCAAGCUAUCAAGAAGAUGCACAUUAGAAAAGCUUAUCGAUACCUUAAGGACGUUAUAGCCAAAAAACAAAUCAUUCCAUUUAGAAGAUUUUGUGGUGGUGUUGGCCGAAAAGCUCAGGCAAAAGCUUUUAAGGCUUCCCAAGGUAGAUGGCCAGUCAAAAGUGCACAAUUUUUACUACAGUUGUUAAAAAAUGCUGAAAGCAACGCUGAUGUUAAGGGGUUGGAUGUCGAUUCUUUAGUCAUUGAUCACAUUCAAGUUAACCGUGCGCCAUACAUGAGACGACGAACAUAUCGUGCCCAUGGUCGUAUCAAUCCAUACAUGUCCAGUCCAUGUCAUAUCGAGAUGAUUGUGUCUGAGAAAGAACAAGUUGUUCCACGAGCUGAAGAAGAGGUGGAAGUAAAGAAAGUUUCCAAAAAGAAACUUGCCCGAGAAAAAUUAAAAGCAAGGGAAUAAAAUGAGUGAAUUAUCCAA
This is a messenger RNA of Hydractinia symbiolongicarpus, 705 nucleotides long. RefSeq names its product 60S ribosomal protein L17. Bases 136 to 687 code for a protein of 183 amino acids. Gene Ontology annotation, cellular component: cytosolic large ribosomal subunit; ribosome. Lineage: Eukaryota; Metazoa; Cnidaria; Hydrozoa; Anthoathecata; Hydractiniidae. The record is from RefSeq and is a predicted model, not a curated record. The transcript is spliced from 5 exons. Gene Ontology annotation, biological process: cytoplasmic translation. Gene Ontology annotation, molecular function: structural constituent of ribosome.